AUGCAAGAGAAGUACUUCAUUGAGCAUAUUAGUGGUAAAGGCGAGCCUAAUAGAGUCGAAAUACUUAAAGAAACCUGUUUAAUUAGUUCAGAUACUAAGUCUGAUGUUAAAUUAGUCCUUUCAGCCCCUGUAAGUUGUCUAAUUGAUUAUAAACUUAAUACUUUAAGCGUUUCAGGCGGGUCUGUCUUACUUAAUGAGCAAAAAGUAACAACAAACACUCCUCUUAUCUAUCCUUCUUUAUUAAGAAUAGAAGAUCAUACUUUUCGUAUUCUUAAGACAAGUUCUAGUUUAGAUAGUAGUACAAUAUUUCCUUCCUUAUCUCAAAAUCAAAAAGAAUUCUUAUCUCAAAAUCAAAAUCUAGAACAAAAACAAUCUCAACUAUCUUCACCUCUACCAGGCGAGAUAGAAGGAAUGACCGUACAAGAAGAUAAGUUUAUAGUAUGUUUUGGUAAAGAGCUUUUAGCUACAGAUAUAGAAUCUGUUUCUUCAGCUGGUGCUUUAAUAGAUCAAUUAGAAUCUGAUUAUGAUUCUUCUGGCCAGCAAAUGUCUGAAUCUUCACUUGAUCCCCUGCAAAACAGUCUAAAUCAAUAUACUGAUUUACAACCAGAAGUUGAAUCAGAAGAAUUAUCACAAUCUAACAACUUAACUCAAUCUAAUCUUGAUCUAACUCAAUCUAAUCUCGACUUAACUCAAUCUAAUCUCGACUUAACUCAAUCUAAUCUCGACUUAACUCAAUCUAAUCUCGACUUAACUCAAUCUAAUCUUAAUCAAAAUACUUCUCGUAUCAGUAUUUUUGAUAACAUUCCUUAUGAAGUGACUCAACAUCCAUCUACUCCUGCUUUAGAGACACAAACUACUCCUAUCUUAACUCAAAACUCUCCUGAUAUCACUUCCCAAGAGAUUGAAGUAACUCCAGCCACUCCUCUUAAGCCAUCUGAAGAUAACCACCCUAUCUUAUCUCCAAAUGAUAUCUUAUCUCCAAAUGAUAUCUUAUCUACUACUAAUGACAUUCCUACUACUCCAGUCAAACCAGUUGAAACUCAACCUAUCUUAUCUAUACCUACUACACCUAUCAAACCAGUUGAGAUACCUACUACUCCAAUUAAGCCAACUGAAGACAACCAACCUAUCUUAUCUACUCCUAUCCAGUCAGUUGAGAUACCUACUACACCUAUCAAACCAACUGAAGAUAACCAACCGAUCUUAUCUACACCUAUCAAAACACAACCUAUCAAAUCAACUGAAGACAACCAACCUAUCUUAUCUACACUAACUACACUAACUACCCCUACUAAACCCAUCCUAACUCAACCCAAUCCCACCCUAACUCAACCCAACUUAACCCCUAGUAAGCACAUAAGAAGAGCUUCAAUUAGCCAUCAAAUUAGUACAAUCAAAAAGAACCAUCCAGAACCAAAUACAGAUAAGAAGAACAAGCGGAAGCGGAGGAAGAAAUAA
This is a messenger RNA of Nematocida homosporus, 1458 nucleotides long. RefSeq lists its product as uncharacterized. The transcript has a single exon. The record is from RefSeq and is a predicted model, not a curated record. NCBI's taxonomy places the organism in Eukaryota, Fungi, Microsporidia. Bases 1 to 1458 code for a protein of 485 amino acids.